AUGUCAGACUGUUCUGUUUUGGAGUCGGAUCUGGAGAUGGACAGCAAAGUAAUUAAAUGUGAGACCUUUGAUAUACUCAUUGUAGUCGAUGAGGAACUGAUCAAUAUACUUGUGAUAAAUGCUAACAGCUCCAUGCCUCAAAGGAGCCGAUCAUUGAGCUACUAGAGGAGAAUAGGGUCCUAAGUGAACGUCUUGCUCUGGCUAAGGAGACUUCAAGACUGCAUGCUGUUUUUGAUACAACAAUUCUAAAUGACAGAGGGGGAUAUCCAGUGUGCUCUAUUACAGUGGUUUCCAACCAGGGGUACUAGGACCAUAGGGGGGACUUGAGAAGACUUGUGAGACUAUAGGCUUACUGGUAAAAUGCACAUGAGGGGGGUAUUUCAGUUGGUGGUACAGUAAUCGAAAAAGGUUGGGAACCACUGCUCUAUGAGACUGGGCUCAUCUGCAGUAGCUACUGAGGAUACUACCUUGGACCACUUUCCCUUACUAACACAUCCCACUGUGUUUUGCUCUACUCCAUCGGAAGCAAAGUGGAAUCGAGUUAGAAAUAGGAGAGGAGGAUUAUUCCAACGCAUCUUCCCUCUCCCCUCUCGUCCAGACCUGCGGCUCUCUUACCGUUUUUCAGCUUUGCGCCCCCUGACUUCACCUGGGCACUGGGAUGAUUCACUUAAUCCCUUACUGCAGCUCUCUGCCCCACUUAUUGCAGAACCGUUGACUUAUAUCUUUAAUUUUACAAUUGUUUCUGGUGUUAUCCCUAAGAUCUGGAAAGCGGCACCUGUCCUCCCCCUACAUAAAGAAGGAGAUCCUUCUGGCUUAGAUAACUACUGUCCAAUCUCCAAAUGAUCUUGCCUUUCUAAAGUUUUAGAAUCCCUGGCCAACUGUCAGCUAAGAGCUUUUUUAACUUCUCACUCUAUUCUUAAUGUGCACCAAUCCGGUUUUAGAACUGCUAUGCUUGUUUUAGAUGAUGUGUUAAAUUGCUUAGAUCAUAAAAAUCAAUGUGCUUUCCAAGUCCUUUGAAACUGUUGACCAUCACACACUCAUUCAAAGGUUUGAGAAUGAUCUGUCAGACAGGACACUGUGUGAUUUCUGAUGGCGUUAAGUCUAGUUUCCUAGAUAUUACGAAAGGUGUACCACAGGGGUCGAUAUUAGGACCUGUUCUCUUGACUAUUUAUAUAAAUAAUAUUGGUCUAUCUGUUACCUUUUAAUGUUCAUCUGUAUGCAGACGAUACUGUUAUGUAUGCCAUUGCCCCAAUUGUAGACCAGGCGAUGGAAUACAUAUUAUUAAUUUAAUGGUUCUCCCAUCGAUCGGGUUCCCGCUUAUAAAUAUCUGGGCUUUUGGAUUGACAAGGAUUUAACGUUUAAAAAAACAUACUGACGAGCUAGUUAAAAAGCAAAGAUUUAAAGUGGGCUUAUUUUUGUAGAAUAGAGCAUUGGGGAACCAGGAGUGGUGACAUUAAUUGGAGAGGGAGAGAAGAGCGAUGGGGAGAGCAAGAGGGAGGGGUUGUCCAGACUGUUUUCACACACUUGCUUUGACCACCACGCUACAGAAAGAGAAAGAAAUCUGUUAUGAGCUGAGCUGAACAUAACAGUAUGCCAGUGGAAGGGAGGACAGUAGCAGGUGACCCAACUGUGGUUUGAUACUAUGAAUUCCCAUAGUAGCCAAUUCAGUUGCAGUCAUUCUGUUUUUAUGGUCAUUCUGUUACUGAUUUGGUACAUAAUUAUGUGUUUUAAUCACUUAAUAAAUCAUAAACCAAAUUGUUCUCACUAAAAACACUAAUUAGUUGGUCAACCUUUACUUGUUACUUCUGUGAUCUUUCAUUAUUCUCAUGAGGGAGAGAAAUUAGAAAAAAUCUUAAGAUAUGUGGGUUUUUGGUAAGAGAAUUACAAGACCUUAGGCAAUAUUUCUUUAAACUUAGAGAAGGCAAAUAAGAUCUGCAAAAUGAAAUAUAAUUGUUAAUAUUAGUUGGCAUGGGUCUUUACUUCAACGUUAUUGUGUUGAUGUAUUUUUAGUACUUUUUAAGACUUUUUCUGCUAGAUGUUUUCUAAGACACCUUUUCCUUCUGUUUGACCAGAAAUCAAAGCCUUUGCUUAUUCAAAUAAUGUUAGAUGGAAAAUGGUUGAAAAAUGUAUCUAUGCCUUCAUUUCUAAAAAAAUAUAGACUCUUAGCUUUUAUUUGACACCAAGAACUUCACAUCGUAGUGCUCAUGGGGCUUUUUACCUGGAAAUGCCCCCAUCUUCUCUUUUGAUUAAGGCUUGAGGGCCAAAACGCCUCCAUUAUGACUGCUGAAAAUACAUCUUAGUAAUAGUUUAUUUGCGAGUCAUGACCGUAUUUCUCAUACUCUAUUUCUAUCUCCUCCACAGACGGAGAACAUCGAUGGGAUCUUCUGCGUGCCGGACAUCAAGCUGCAUAGCAACCCAUCGGCAUUCAACGUGUACUGCAACGUGCGUCACUGCGUGCUGGACUGGCAGCAGCGGGAGGCAUCCCUGUCUCUGGCCUCGAGGAGCUCUGUGCAGAGCGGCGACUCGGACAGCGAGGAGGAGGAGGAGUACCGUGAGCCCACCUUCAAGCUUCCCAAGGUAACCAAUGCCAUCUGUUAUGUUACUUCAGAAGCAGAGUGAUGGGAACAGGGUUGGUGGAAAGGUAGAAAUAGAGUAUGACAGACAUUCCCAUUCAAAUCAACGUUCCAUGACCGGUGUACCCACAUGUAGUCAAAUUAAGUGCUCAAUCAAAUUGCUGUGAUCGGAAGGGCUUUGUCCAUUCGAUUAAUUACAUUUUUGUGGGUGGAAAGUAACAAUGGGCAAGUUAAAACAAAUGCACUCUGAGUGAGGCAAACUGGGUAGGUGGAGGGGAGAGGGAUGCUUGCCGUUAUGACCUGAGAAGUAGUCCUACAUUUGAUUUAUUAGGAUCCCCAUUAGCCGACGACAAUGGCGACAGCUAGUCUUACUGGGGAUCGACACAUAACGAAAAAUACAUUACAGACAAAAUACUUUACAAUUUACAUGCACACACUACAUGUUAAUGUUUUUAAAUGUAUCUAUCAGUUACACAUACAUGUCAGUACAUACACACAACAAGUAGGUCACAUGGGGGAGAGGCGUUGUGCCGUGAGGUGUUGCUUUAUUAGUUUUUUUGAUACCAGGUUUGCUGUUCAUUUCGCUAUAUAAGAUGGAAGGGAGUUCCAUGCACUCAUGGCUCUGUAUAAUACUGUACGUUUCCUUGAAUUUGUUCUGGACCUGGGGACUAUGAAAAGACCCCUGGUGGCAUGUCUGGUGGGGUAAGUGUGUGUGUAAGUUGACUAUGCAAACAAUUUUGAAUUUCUAACACAUUAAUGUGUCUUAUAAAAUCAAGAAGUGACGCAGUCAGUCUUUCCUCAACUCUUAGACAAAAAGAGACUGGCAUUAAUAUUCAUUCUCUAUAAGCAUGCUGAAAGUCUGUUGUUAAUUUGAGAAAUAGCAUUGUAUUUGGUCAAACACCAUUUUUUCCAACUGUUUGCUAAGAGCUGGCAGCAAGCUGAUAGGUCUGCUGUUAGAACCAGUAAAGGCCUCUUUACCACUCUUGGGUAGCGGAAUGACUGGCUUCCCUCCAGGCCUAAGGACAAAGACUUUCCUCUAAGCUCACAUUAAAGAUAUAACAGAUAGGAGUGGCUAUAGAGUCUGUCUAAGUUGUCAAUGUCAGGAGGUUUGUCAUUAUUGAUCGAUAACAAUACUUUUUCCACCUCUCCCACACUAACUUUACAAAAUUCAAACUUGCAAUAUUUUUUACCUGACUCGCUUUUCAAAGAUGGCUAGAAAUGUACAUGUUUGGUGCUCUUAUAGGAAGCAAUCACUCCCACAUUACUGACUACAAAUUAGCUAUAACUGGGCUAAUAACUCACUAACUAGCAAAGAAUAUGAACAAAUGUGCACGUGGCUACAUGCAGCUCUCGCUUUGUUCUCAAAACAAGCGCAUAAUAAUCGCGACCACUCAUGCUGUAAAACAGUCCAGUUCAAAGUGAAUGGCAUAAAUCCAUAUAUGGCAGUGGUCUAUUUGCAUAUAGGCCUACUGCUGCUCUGAUUGUUGAUGGCGCACCGUGUAGAGUACGGGUCUGAGUCGUGCCUGCAAUAGAAUCCUACUCGGAUGCGCUCUGCCUAAAACAAAAUCUCUUGCAUAGUUUGUUUUGGUUUCGGUAUGUUUCAUUGAAAGUGGCUAAUAUUGCAUUGAUUCGAUCAUAAUUCCCACAUUAAAGGGAAACGUUAAUAGUGUUAACUAAUAGGGAAAACUUUAGGAAGUUGUGAAGUUCAAUCUUGUGCUUCUCUGCGCAGGCUGAUAUUUAUUUUGACGGCAGUCCUGGGGAGCUGCAUGAGUGCUCCCUGCAUGCUUGCAGCUUAGUAGGGAACAUUGCUCCUAAGUAAGUUGCACAUCAUAUGUGAGCGACCGGCUCGAUUCGGUCUUAUGUAGCAACAUUUUAUUUUUAUUUUUACAUUGGAUAAAAGUAGUAAAACUGUAUACUACAGCUGAAGAACAAUGGGAAAGUAAUUCUGCUUUGAAAGUUUUCUCACUUUUGAGAAAAUGGCCCUUGAAUGUUUAAGUAAACCUAUUGGAGAGGUCUUCUUUGUCUACACCCAUUCGUCAUCAUUCACAACCCAUCUCUUAAGGAUUCACAUGUGAGGCCAUAUACUAAACAACAAAAUAUUUCAAAACGAAAGGCUGGUUUAUACUACGUCUAUCGACAGUUGUCGCAGUGACAUCAUGGACAUUCUAUUGUCGUCCGACAUCAAACUCGUUAUGAAAAAGUAUAAACACAAACUACAGGCUGCAUGAUGCCUGGUGGUCCAAAAUAGCAUAACUAGUGUAUUUUAACACCAAUAAACCCACCCGUUUUAAAAAUGUGUAUAUGUCAAUCUAGCAAACCAGGCAACUAAAAGCAUAUUUCUAAACAAUGUUUUGGUUAGUUUCUAGCUUGUAAGCUGACUAGCCAGUUCAAAUAAUGACCAUAUCAUAUAGCUGACAACGUCUACACAUUAGCUAAUUUGUCUUCAUUCAACAAGAUCAUUAUUUACAAGUUAAUGGCGAGCCAAUUACAGAAAAUAGCUUACAGUUCUGAGUGUGACUAAAUAAAAGCAGGGCAUUCAACCGGAGAAUUUUAGAAUUUUAGAACUUGGACACAGUAAAUUCGCUCUGGCUAUCUACUCCGAUUUCAGAGCACUCUCGUCUGAGUGUGCCAGAGCGCAGAAUAACUGAUGAAUUUGCGAACUUUCAACACCCGUUGAAUAUGGCCGGUGUCAGUAAACUGUAAUUAAAAUUGUUGCCAGCAGCACAGUUACAGUCACCAACGCUAUGGAUAACAUGAAAACAGCCUAACCAGCUCUGCUAGGGUGAGUAAAAUGGUCAGAGUGCGGUGUUCUCUCAUUUGUGUCUGGGAGUAGCUAGCAAGCUAGCCAACGUUAGCUUGGGUACUUGACUGCCGUUUUGAGGUCAGAAUGCUUGGAUCAACCCUACUCCUCGGCCAGAGCAUCCAGUGUGCACUCUCAACGCUCUGAGAGAAAAACGCUCUGAAUGCACAGGAUACAGAAGGUGUAGUGAAAUGGUUACUUGCAUAGUGGAGUCUUUUGUUUAGACAUGUACAGUGAGGGAAAAAAGUAUAUGAUCCCCUGCUGAUUUUGUACGUUUGCCCACUGACAAAGAAAUGAUCAGUCUAUAAUUUUAAUGGUACGUUUAUUUGAACAGUGAGAGACAGAAUAAGAACAAAAAAAUCCAGAAAAACGCAUGUCAAAAUGUUAUAAAUUGAUUUGCAUUUUAAUGAGGGAAAUAAGUAUUUGACCCCCUCUCAAUCAGAAAGAUUUCUGUCUCCCAGUUGUCUUUUAUACAGGUAACAAGCUGAGAUUAGGAGCACACUCUUAAAGGGAGUGCUCCUAAUCUCAGUUUGUUACCUGUAUAAAAGACACCUGUCCACAGAAGCAAUCAAUCAAUCAGAUUCCAAACUCUCCACCAUGGCCAAGACCAAAGAGCUCUCCAAUGAUGUCAGGGACAAGAUUGUAGACCUACACAAGGCUGGAAUGGGCUACAAGACCAUCACCAAGCAGCUUGGUGAGAAGGUGACAACAGUUGGUGCGAUUAUUCGCAAAUGGAAGAAACACAAAAUAACUGUCAAUCUCCCUCGGCCUGGGGCUCCAUGCAAGAUCUCACCUCGUGGAGUUGCAAUGAUCAUGAGAACGGUGAGGAAUCGGCCCAGAACUACACGGGAGGAUCUUGUCAAUGAUCUCAAGGCAGCUGGGACCAUAGUCACCAAGAAAACAUUUGGUAACACACUACGCUGUGAAGGACUGAAAACCUGCAGCACCCGCAAGGUCCCCCUGCUCAAGAAAGCACAUAUACAGGCCCGUCUGGAGUUUGCUAAUGAACAUCUGAAUGAUUCAGAGGAGAACUGGGUGAAAGUGUUGUGGUCAGAUGAGACCAAAAUGGAGCUCUUUGGCAUCAACUCAACUCGCUGUGUUUGGAGGAGGAGGAAUGCUGCCUAUGACCUCAAGAACACCAUCCCCACCGUCAAAUAUGGUGGUGGAAACAUUAUGCUUUGGGGGUGUUUUUCUGCUAAGGGGACAGGACAACUUUACCGCAUCAAAGGGACGAUGGACGGGGCCAUGUACUGUCAAAUCUUGGGUGAGAACCUCCUUCCCUCAGCCAGGGCAUUGAAAAUGGGUCAUGAAUGGGUUUCCAGCAUGAUAAUGACCCAAAACACACGGCCAAGGCAACAAAGGAGUGGCUCAAGAAAAAGCACAUUAAGGUCCUGGAGUGGCCUAGCCAGUCUCCAGUCCUUAAUCCCAUAGAAAAUCUGUGGAGGGAGCUGAAGGUUCGUGUUGCCAAACGUCAGCCUCGAAACCUUAAUGACUUGGAGAAGACCUGCAAAGAGGAGUGGGACAAAAUCCCCCCUGAGAUGUGUGCAAAACUGGUGGCCAACUACAAGAAACGUCUGACCUCUGUGAUUGCCAACAAGUACUAAGUCAUGUUUUGCAGAGAGGUCAAAUACUUAUUUCCCUCAUUAAAAUGCAAAUCAAUUCAUAACAUUUUUGACAUGCGUUUUUCUGGAUUUUUUUGUUGUUAUUCUGUCUCUCACUGUUCAAAUAAACCUACCAUUAAAAUGAUAGACUGAUCAUUUCUUUGUCAGUGGGCAAACGUACAAAAUCAGCAGGGGAUCAAAUACUUUUUUCCCUCACUGUAGGUAGCUAACUAGCUAGCUAAACAAUGAACCAUAAUCCCAACUCAUAACGUUACUACCCUGCAUGAAUAUGCAGGUAGCUAACCAACCAGUUUCAAUGUUAGCUAGCUAUUUAACAUUAGGCAAUAACUAGCAAUGCAAAUGGCUUUGAGAUACGAAUAAUAUUACUACACAGAUCAUACAUGUAACAUUAGCUAGAGAGCCAGCCAGCUAACGUUAGCUAGCUAGCUAACAGAACGCUUUAACUUGAAAUGUAAAUUACUUUCUGACAAAAUUAGAAACUUAUAAUAUCUGAAAAUGUAGCUAGCUGGACUAUCUUACCCGUAUACAUGGAUGGACACUUCUCUCCCUCUGUCACGGAUGCCAUGGCUGCCCUUAGUUUGAAGAUGUAAUCCGGAGACAUUUGUCUUAGACAACAACCUUCUGUGUUCUCUUUUCAACUCCCUCUGCAUAUUUGCAAUCAAACGCCAGAAUUCUCUCCAUCUCCUUAGCUAUCAUACUCUAAUUCCACCUGGCAUUCCACUAAUUUCAAAACUCGGUCCUACAGAAAGUGGAGAGCAACACUUUUGCAGUUCUGCUACGUGAUAUCUUUCAAAAAAGCUGCGUUAGAAAGGAAUACCUACACAUACUGACCAGCUCAUGUUAUAGACAGAAGCGUGCUACAUGUAUUUGUAUUUAUUAUGGAUCCACAUUAGCUACUCUUCCUGGGGUCCAGCAAAAUUAAGGCAGUUCAUACAAUUGUAAUACAUUCACAGAUUUCACAACACAAUGUGUGCCCUUAGGCCCCUACUCCACCACUGCCACAUAUCUACAGUACAAAAUCCAUGUGUACGUGUGUGUAUAUUAUUGUGUGUGUUUAUGCAUUUGUCUUUGCCUAUGUUUGUGUUGCUUCACAGUCCCCGCUGUUCUGUAAGGUGUUUUUUGUAUCUGUUUUUUAAAUCUGAUUUUACUACUUGCAUCAGUUACUUGAUGUGGAAUAGAGUUCCAUGUAGUCAUUGCUCUAUGUAGUACUGUGCACCUCCCAUAUUCUUUUCUGGACUUGGGGACAGUGAAGAGACCUCUGGUGGCAUGUCUUGUGGGGUAUGCAUGGGUGUCCGAGCUUUGCGCCAGUCCUUUUUCUUCCUUUACUCGGAAGCGGUGGACAGUGUGCACUCCUGAGUCGGAUUAGAUGUCCACUUGAAUACCUCUUCUCCGUUGGCGGUGUCUUGGAGCAGCCUCUGGGAUAUGUUCAAUUGCCCUGGGGGUUACAAACAAAGGAUCCAAUUCGGGAAUGUCGUAUUCCUGGUCGUAAUGCUGGUGUGUUACCGCCACUCUGAUAUCCAAAAGUUAUUUCCGGCUGUAUGUAAUAACACAAAAAAACUUUCUGGGUUAAUAAUGUAAGAAAUAACACAGAAAAGAACAAAACACUGCAAAGUUGCUUAUUCCUCCAUCAGUUUUUUUAAUAUAAUUUUGCCGUGAUGGCGAGCGGGGAUGCAGAUCCUGAUCAGUCUUCUGUUACAUUUGAUACAUUGGAGCAGCACGGAGAGCGAGCAAAGUUGAUACAUUGCAUAUCAUUUAAUCCCUGGUAUAACCAGUGCACAGGCCAGUCUGAGUAGGCAUAGCACGUUCUCUGUCACGCAGCAGUGCCAGAGAAGAAAAAUAGCUUUGCGACAGGCAUGUGUGCAGUUUAACAGCAAAGAAAACAUCUCGUAUCUAGCUCAAAUGGUAAAAAAAAUAUCACCAAUACAACCGGAGCUACCUUUUUUUAUUAUUAUUUUUUUUAAUUACGCACGCGUUUGAUAUAAUUUCACAAACCAUGUCACGGGUCGAUAAUUAUUGGUUUGAUAACAAACAGUGUUGUUCAGUCAUGUUCCCUAGCUUGCUAACAACCUGUUAACUUGACAGAUAAUUUCUGGUGCUCCUUACAUUCUGUUUGGUGCCUCACGUUUUUAAAAGUUGUGAGCAUUGCGUUUGUGGGAGAGAGAGCGGUGUGUGUUUAUGUUAGAGAGGGAGACCAAGUGUGUGUGUGUGUUACAACUGAAGAGUAAAGAAGGUUUCAUGCAGUGUUUUCCCCUUACUGCCACAAUGACAUGCAGAUCAUUAUGCAUGUAUAUUCCUUCCUCCCAUUCCUCCAGCCAAAUCACAGAUAGGCCUUUGCAAAUAUUAACAAAUCAGCCAUUCUAAGUGUGAAUAUCAGUGACAGGUUUUUUGUGUAGCACAUGCGCAUAACGUUUAGAAAACAGGAACUAUUGUCAGGAGGAUGUGGCGAACAGGACGCUAGGUCACUCCGUUUCCACAAUGUAUGAUCUGGGCUGUUCAUCUUGACCUUUCACUGUUGUCGUGGUCGUCCAGCCUUUGUCUUGGUCAAGCACGGAGUCACCUGGCUAUAGUGGUGGCAGGGGUCUGGCUCCGUGACGCCUGUUGUAGUAGGUCCUGUGAAUGCUUUUGCCUCAGUCUUGCUUAGCAACCUUCUUAAAGUCUGUCCACCUAGGUUCUUUGACAGGGUUGGAAGCGUCGUCCGUAACUGACGCUCCAUGAAUAGUUGUGCUGGGCUACAGCCUGUAGCCACAAUCGGUGUCACUCUGUCUGUAAGGAGAGCGAGAAAGGGGUCUUCUUGCUUUAAUAUUUUCUUAGCUGUCUGGACAGCUCUCGCAACUUCUCCAUUAGCUUGUGGGAAGUGAGGGCUGCCAUAUCACGUGAUGGAAGCCAUACUCUUCCUUGAAAGACUGGAACUCAGAAGACGUGAACUGCCUUGCAUUAUCGGACACCAAGACCUCUGCUAUUCCGAAAUGCGAGAACAUGCUCUUCAGCUUCCCGAUCACUCUUUUGCUUGAUGCAUCUGGCAUGUGUACGACUUCUAUGAAUCUCGAGAAAUAGUCAACAACAACCAGGUACUGCUGUCUGUCAACCUAAGGCACAUAAGUAAUACAGCAAAAAAUGUGGCAAAGAAAUUAACUUUUUGUCCUGAAUACAAAGCGUUAUGUUUGGGGGAAAUCCAAUACAACACAUGUACCACUCUUAUUAUUUUCAAGCAUGGUGGUGGCUGCAUCAUGUUAUGGGUAUGCUUGUCAUCGUCAAGGGAGUUUUUUUUGGGGGGGGAUAAACAUAAACUGAAUACAGCUUUAAGCAUAGGCACUGGGAGACGAAUUCACCUUUCAGCAUGACAAUAACCUAAAACAUAAGGCCAAAUCUACACUGGAGUUGCUUACCAAGAUGACAUUGAAUGUUCCUGAGCGGCCUAAUUACAAUUUUGACUUAAAUCAGCUUGAAAAUCUAUGGCAAGACUUGAUCAACAAUCAACUUGACAGAGCUUGAAUAAUUUUUUAUAGAAUAGUUGGCCAAUAGUGUACAAUCCAGGUGUGCAAUGCUCUUAGAGACUUACUCAAAAAGACUCACAGCUGUAAUCGCCACCAAAGGUGCUUCUACAAAGUAUUGACUCAGGGGUGUGAAUACUUAUGUAAAUGUGAUAUUUCUGUAUUUCAUUUUCAAUAAAUUAGCAAAAAUGUUUAAAAACAUGUUUUCACUUGGUCAUUAUGUGGUAUUGUGUAGAUUGGUGAGAUUUAUUUUUAAUCCAUUUUGAAUUCAGGCUGUAACACAACAAAAUGUAGAAUAUGUCAAGGGGUAUGAAUACUUUCUGAAGACGCUGUAACUACAGGAAACAGACAAAAGACAACGAAAAUGAGCGUUUCUUAUUGGGUAAGUCAGGUAGACGGUCUUCACUGUUUCAAUCUGUUUUUGUCCAUUUUGUGCCUUAUCAAUAAGAUGUGGGUUGUUGGAUGUUUGGGGGGGGGGGGGGGGGGGGUGGAUAAUAGGAGAGAGCAGUGGUCCAUUUCUAUCUUUGCACAACCCCCAGAUUGAUACAACUCUGAAAGUUGCCUGUAUAGAACCCAAUAAAUGGGAAUGUGCAUGUUUAGACCAAUUUUUUCAUAUAGAGGUCUAGCCUAAAUUUUGUGGAUUGAGUGUUAUCUAGGCUAAACCCUUUCUGUGGGGUUUUUGGUUUUAGAUUAAAUGGUACCAGUGACUGCUUUUCUCUCUUUAGAUAAUUGGCGCUGGACAAUGUUAGGUAUUUAAACCUCUCUUUGGCGUAGGUGGUAUUUUGCGUUCUGUGUGAUGUUGUAGCUUAUAGCUAUCUGAUAAUAACUGUAUGGUGUGUGUGUUUUCUCUCUAGAUCAUUGGCAUCGGUCUGUGUGGGGUGUUUGAGCUGAUCAAGGAGACUCGGUUCUCCCACCCCUCGCUGUGCCUGCGCAGCCUACAGGCCCUGCUGGACAUGCUGCAGGGACAACAGCCAGAGGGCUUCCAGACCGAACCUCCUGAUGUACUGGGUGAGUACUAGCACACAGAUACAGUGGGGAGAACAAGUAUUUGAUACACUGCCCAUUUUGCAGGGUUUCCUACUUACAAAGCAUGUAGAGGUCUGUAAUUUUUAUCAUAGGUACACUUCAUAGGUACACUUCAAAAUCCAGAAAAUCACGUUGUAUGAUUUUUAAGUAAUUCAUUUGCAUUUUAUUGCAUGACAUAAGUAUUUGAUACAUCAGAAAAGCAGAACUUAAUAUUUGGUACAGAAACCUUUGUUUGCAAUUACAGAGAUCAUACGUUUCCUGUAGGUCUUGACCAGGUUUGCACACACUGCAGCAUGGAUUUUGGCCCACUCCUCCAUACAGACCUUCUCCAGAUCCUUCAGGUUUCGGGGCUGUCGCUGGGCAAUACGGACUUUCAGCUCCCUCCAAAGAUUUUCUAUUGGGUUCAGGUCUGGAGACUGGCUAGGCCACUCCAAUACCUUGAGAUGCUUCUUACGGAGCCACUCCUUAGUUGCCCUGGCUGUGUGUUUCGGGUCGUUGUCAUGCUGAAAGACCCAGCCACGACCCAUCUUCAAUGCUCUUACUGAGGGAAGGAGGUUGUUGGCCAAGAUCUCACGAUACAUGGCCCCAUCCAUCCUCCCCUCAAUACGGUGCAGUCGUCCUGUCCCCUUUGCAGAAAAGCAUCCCCAAAAAAUGAUGUUUCCACCUCCAUACUUCACGGUUGGGAUGGUGUUCUUGGGGUUGUACUCAUCCUUCUUCUUCCUCCAAAUACGGCGAGUGGAGUUUAGACCAAAAAGCUAUAUUUUUUGUCUCAUCAGACCACAUGACCUUCUCCCAUUCCCCCUCUGGAUCAUUCAGAUGGUCAUUGGCAAACUUCAGACGGGCCUGGACAUGCGCUGGCUUGAGCAGGGGGACCUUGCGUGCGCUGCAGGAUUUUAAUCCAUGACGGCGUAGUGUGUUACUAAUGGUUUUCUUUGAGACUGUGGUCCCAGCUCUCUUCAGGUCAUUGAUCAGGUCCUGCCGUGUAGUUCUGGGCUGAUCCCUCACCUUCCUCAUGAUCAUUGAUGCCCCACAAGGUGAGAUCUUGCAUGGAUCCCCAGACCGAGGGUGAUUGACCGUCAUCUUGAACUUCUUCCAUUUUCUAAUAAUUGCGCCAACAGUUGUUGCCUUUUCACCAAGCUGCUUGCCUAUUGUCCUGUAGCCCAUCCCAGCCUUAUGCAGGUCUACAAUUUUAUCCCUGAUGUCCUUACACAGCUCUCUGGUCUUGGCCAUUGUGGAGAGGUUGGAGUCUGUUUGAUUGAGUGUGUGGACAGGUGUCUUUUAUACAGGUAACAAGUUCAAACAGGUGCAGUUAAUACAGGUAAUGAGUGGAGAACAGGAGGGCUUCUUAAAGAAAAACUAACAGGUCUGUGAGAGCCGAAAUUCUUACUGGUUGGUAGGUGAUCAAAUACUUACGUCAUGCAAUAAAAUGCAAAUUAAUUACUUAAAAAUCAUACAAUGUGAUUUUCUGGAUUUUUGUUUUAGAUUCCGUCUCUCACAGUUGAAGUGCACCUAUGAUAAAAAUUACAGACCUCUACAUACUUUUUUAUAAGUAGGAAAACCUGCAAAAUCGGCAGUGUAUCAAAUACUUGUUCUCCCCACUGUACAUGGGAAGACACAUGCACAUGCUAGGGCUGGGCGGUAAACUCUAUUUUACUGUAUACCGGUGUUGAUGCACGGUCCAGUUUGGAUUUUUACUUUCUAUAACGGUAUAAUGGCAAUCGUCUGUUUUUAACGCCAGUACGAGAUUUCUAACAGCUGAGAAUGGCUAAUGAGCUUCGAGAGCACAGACAACUUUUUCUCCCCGUGAACCUCUUGUUCUCAUGUUGUAUUUUUGUUUUAUUCUCCCUCGCUCCUCUGUGCACCUUCCCACACUUACACACACACACACCAAGCCCCUCCCCCUGCCACUCACAACAGAGAUCGCCCCUUUUGACAACAAGCAGUUCCAAAUCAAACUUGUGGUUUGGUCCAACAGAAUCGGUCAUAUGGACAUCCAAAAACAUUUGUACAUUAUUUUUGUGUAAUAGAGGAGAACUUCACCUUUUUAACUAUACCUGUUUUAUGUAUCAACUCCUCAAAAUGAGCGCAGAUCGAACUCUACUAAAACAGGAGUAUCAAUGAAUGUUGAUUCUGGAAAAUUGCUGUUUGUCUGUGUGCGGCAUUAUGGUAGCGCUAGCAGCAUUUUAGCCACAGAGUGUUAUAUGCUAGCUGUUUUGUAUAUGUUUUUAUACAUUUGCAAUGAGCAUAAAAAUCAUUUAUAUAAGUACUAGGCAACUCAUUCUCAUUCUGAGAAAUAAGCAUCUUCUUAUCCAGGUAGCUACUUGAUUUCAAUAUCUAAACAAAGUCAACAGGUUAGCAUGCUGUUCAAACAGGUAGAGAUACAGGAGACUGUGUUCAUAACAGUUCAACUAUUCUACCUUGUUAGCUAGCUAAUAGACCCAAGUUGGCAAGACUUGAAAUAUAGACACUAGCUGGCAACUCACUAGCACCUGGGCUUGUGCUUGAGAGAAUGUUUGAGAUCUAUGUUAAUUUUCUACAAUGCAUUCACCCGCUGAAAAAGCUUGGUCAUUAUUAGUGGAUGUGUAUUGUGCAUGGUUCUGGUUAAAUUUGUAACAAAAGUGGCAUUUUCAUAGAAAGACUUGAACUGCAAAAAGGCAGGUUAAGCUAUUUUGAUAAAAUACUUUUAUUGUUAGUGGGUCUAUAUUUACGAACACACACACAUUAUGUUUUUCAAUCCUCGUGGGGACCUAAAUUAAUUUGAUUCAAAAUCUUAUUUUCCCUAAUCCCUAACCCUAAACAUAACCCUUACCAUAACCCUCACCUUAACCUGUAACCCAAACCCUAAUCUUAAAAAAGCCUUUGUCCUCAUUGGGAUGUGGGAAAUGUCCCGACGAGGGAGAAUUUUCCACCUUUUACUACUACAUAGACACACACUCGCACGCACUUGUUCAGACACAGGUAUGCACACACAUAUUGCAGACACACAGCCCUUCCUAACCCUCCAUCUCCUCACUACAGAGUCUCUGUUCCACUUGCUGUUGGAGACAACGGUGCGCAGCACGGGGAUGAAUGACCCCACUGGUCAGGCCCUCACCACCCUGUCCUGCGCCUGCCUCUUCAGCCUGGUGGUGUCCUGGGGAGACACAGGCAAGACCCUGCAGGCCGUCUCCGCCAUCCUCACCAACAACGGCAGUCACGCCUGCCAGACUAUCCAGGUGAGACGAUGUGGCGUAACACAACACUAAAUAAUAAUAAUAAUAAUAUGCCAUUUAGCAGACGCUUUUAUCCAAAGCGACUUACAGUCAUGCGUGCAUAAAUUUUUAUGUAUGGGAGGUCCCGGGGAUCGAACCCACUACCUUGGCGUUACAAGCGCCGUGCUCUACCAGCUGAGCUACAGAUAACACAUCCUGAGUGGCGCAGUGGUCUAAGGCACUGCAUCGCAGUGCUAACUGUGCCACUAGAGAUCCUGGUUCGAAUCCAGGCUCUGUCGCUGCCGGCCGCGACCGGGAGACUCAUGGGCGGCGCACAAUUGGCCCAGCGUCAUCCAGGGUAGGGGAGGGAAUGGCCGGCAGGGAUGUAGCUCAGUUGAUAGAGCAUGGCGUUUGCGACGCCAGGGUUGUGGGUUUGAUUCCCACGGGGGGCCAAUAUAAAAAAAAUAAUGUAUUCACUAACUGUAAGUCGCUCUGGAUAAGAGCGUCUGCUAAAUGACUAAAAUGUAAAAUGUAAAUAAAUGGGUCUGCGGGACCCCAAACCUAUCCAACCAGAAAAUCAUUCAAACGUUACACAUCGCCAGUUUACUAAAUGUUUUUGCUCAAGCAGAAUGGCACCGGAGGGGAUGGCUGCCGUUUUAUGGACUCUUAUCCAACCGUGCUAUAUAUAUAUGUUUUUCUCGCAUUGUUUGUCACUUAUUUUGUACAUAUGUUUCUGCUACCGUCUCUUACGACCGAAAAGAGCUUCUGGACAUCAGAACAGCGAUUACACUCCUUAAACUGGACGAAUAACUUUUCUUUAAUGAGUCGGACGAGAGGGAUUUGCUCGGUCAAUAAAGAAGUGGUCAGAUGAAGCAGAUGCUAAGCUACAGGACUAUUUUGCUAGCACAGACUGGAAUAUGUUCCGGGAUUCUUCCAAUAGCAUUGAGGAGUACACCACAUCAGUCACUGGCUUCAUCAAUAAGUGCAUCGAUGACGUCGUCCCCACAGUGACUGUAUACACAUACCCCAACCAGAAGCCAUGGAUUACAGGCAACAGCCGCACUGAGCUAAAGGGUAGAGCUGCCGCUUUCAAGGAGCGGGACUCUAACCCGGAAGUUAUAAGAAAUCCCGCUAUGCCCUCCGACGAACCAUCAAACAGGCAAAGCGUCAAUACAGGACUAAGAUCGAAUCGUACUACACCGGCUCCGACGCUCGUCGGAUGUGGCAGGGCUUGCAAACUAUUACAGACUACAAAGGGAAGCACAGCCGCGAGCUGCCCAUUGACACAAGCUUACCAGAUGAGCUAAAUUACUUCUAUGCUCGCUUCGAGGCAAGCGACACUGAAACAUGCAUGAGAGCAUCAGCUGUUCCGGACGACUGUGUGAUCACGCUCUCCAUAGCCGAUGUGAGUAAGACCUUUAAACAGGUCAACAUUCACAAGGCCGCAGGGCCAGACGGAUUACCAGGACGUGUACUCAGAGCAUGCGCUGACCAACUGGCAAGUGUCUUCACUGACAUUUUCAACCUCUCCCUGUCUGAGUCUGUAAUACCAACAUGUUUCAAGCAGACCACUAUAAUCCCUGUGCCCAAGAACACUAAGGUAACCUGCCUAAAUGACUACCGACCCGUAGCACUCACGUCUGUAGCCAUGAAGUGCUUUGAAAGGCUGUUCAUGGCUCACAUCAACACCAUUAUCCCAGAAACCCUAGAUCCACUCCAAUUUGCAUACCGCCCCAACAGAUCCACAGAUGAUGCAAUCUCUGUUGUGCUCCACACUGCCCUUUCACACCUGGACAAAAGGAACACCUACGUGAGAAUGCUAUUAAUUGACUACAGCUCAGCGUUCAACACCAUAGUUCCCUCAAAGCUCAUCACUAAGCUAAGGACCCUGGGACUAAACACCUCCCUCUGCAACUGUAUCCUGGACUUCCUGACGGGCCGCCCCCAGGUGGUAAGGGUAGGUAACAACACAUCCGCCACGCUAAUCCUCAUCGUGGCGGAUGUGUCACACGAGAUGGAGUCACAAUCCAUGCCACGACCUGUGAGCUCUGGAACUCCACCUCCGACAGGCAGAGGCAACACACAUGGAGGGUUCGUCAGGUCGUCGGGUCACCCUGACAUUUCCAUUCCUCUUCUGAUACCAGAACUUGACGAACUGCUCACCAGGCACAGCAAGGGCCGUCCAGACCGUUAUGCUGUUCUGCUAUUCCAAGGAUGUGUAACCGAAGAGAGAUACAACGAGUGGACACGGAAUACCAACUGGGAUGGAUCCCGAGGCAAAUGUGGCUUACCAGUGAACCUCUGAGUGUUCAUCAUGAAUACUGUGUCUCAGAAGUUUCUGUCAAUGAGUGAUGCAACCCGAAAAAGCAUUAAAGACAGAGUUAAUGAGUACUUGAGGUCACCGAGAAAGUCUGGACUGCUCUCCCUUAUGUAAGAAAUUAGGCACUUUACUAUGUUUACUAUGUAGGCUACAGUAAACAUCUCAUUGUCCCGUUGGUUGUUAUCAGACUGCACAGUAGCCUAAUAAACAUAUGCAUUUUAAACGUUUUUUUUUUUUAAUGGAAUUUUAUAAUAUAUUUGUACCACUGUAGAUGCUGUGUUUUUAUUUUUAGAAUACAGUUCUCGGUUUACAGUAGUGAUGUUUUCAAACACUUGUUUUUCACAAGUGUAGCAGGUUGUGAACUCUGCAAACAACGUUUCCACUCUGAGAAUGAGAAUGGUAAAUGACUGUAAUUAAUAAAUUAAUUCAUACAUUAGAAUACAAAAGAAGCCAUCUACCCAUGAUGGGCUAUUAGCAGGACAAUAGACUCUUGCCAUGAAGGAGAUCAAGGAGGGUAGGAGGAGCGUUGUAUUUUAUAGUAGCCUAAUAAACAUUUGCAUUUUGAAAAAGUUUGAAAAAAUCAAGUUCAAUAAUAUAUUUAUACCAAUGUACAUGCUCUGUUUUUCAUUGAUGGCGAAGCCAUAAAGCCUCUACUACUAUGCACAGAUAUAAAAAAAAUAAAGGUUUAACAUAUUUUGAAUUCAUUCCUGAAUUCAAUUGCUUUAGCCGACAUGUUGCAGUUUAUUUAUUGUUUAAUUAUUCAAGGAUCCCUUUUCUUGGAAUAGAAACACACUUCUCUGUGCUUCUACAGAGAAGUGUGUUUCUACAUCGGCAUUGCUUCUACAUCUGCAUUGCUUGCUGUUUGGGGUUUUAGGCUGGGUUUCUGUAUAGCACUUUGUGACAUCUGCUGAUGUAAAAAGGACUUUAUAAAUAACGUGAUUGAUUGAUUGAUUACUGGAGUUCUUUUAAGAAUACAAAAGAAGCCAUUCACCCUUGAUGGGCUAUAAGCAGGACAAUAGACUCUUGCCGAGUUUAGGGACUUUAAAUGUAUUAAUGGAUGUUUACGAGGCAUGUCACUUCUCCCAUCUCUUUGCGUAGCCCACCAAUUGCUCUGUUUUCUAACCACAUCUGGAUGGAUCCAUAACGAAUUACUAUGGGAAGAAAUAUCACUGAAUGACAGAAAUAUUGGAAUAAAGUAGGCUAAUGAAGGCAACAAAUGGUUGCUUACUGAAACACCCAAUGUCGUCCAAUUUUUAUAAUAGGAUUUGAAACAAUAUCCUACCCAACUAUUUCAGCACCGUUUCGCGCUGCUUUGAGACAAGCAUGGAGACUGGCCUUGAUAACUCAAUCAUAUUUUUAUUUUCACUGAAUUUCUGUUUGGGUAUUGGUUAGCCUACAAUUAGGGUGUGGAAAUGUUAGGAUUAUUUUGCUCUUCACUUGCAGUCGCUUAGUAGCCUAGGCCUACUCCCGACCGGUCACGUUGUACAACACCAUAUUUUCCUAACGGAAACCCUGAGGCCUACAUAGGCUACUGUAAAAUGCAUUUUCGUUUUUCUUGGAAUAGAAACACCAUAAUAUUAAUCAAUUUAACUAAGCUAAAUUUCUACAAAAAAAGGUUUUAAAGUCUCUAGUACAGCCAAUAUUAAAAACAGUGAAAUGCAUUAGUGAAUUCAAUCGCUUUACCCUUUGUUAUUUUGUUGUAUAACUAAAAUGCUUGACUGUAUUUAAAGACAUGGAUGACUUGUAUGUUGUGUGAUGACAUGCACAAAUGAAUGAAUGUUUGAUAUACUGUAUAUUGAAGUAGGCCUUUAUGCCAAUAAGUUACGCUAAAACAUCUACAGUAAACAGGACUCUUAACCCUAUAGCCCCUUGUCAUUUCAAUAACUUAGCUUCUCAAAGAUGCCCCCUGGUGGUCAAACUAGCAUUAAUGGCAACAAUGGCUGACAGUAAAAUAAUAUCACGUCAUGCCAUACAAUUAUGACGCAACUUUUAAAGGAAGAACCAUGUAUUGCAUGUGUCACGUAAAGAGAGCAAGAGUUGUGGGAAUAUAGGGAAUGUUUUUCCUAAACAAAUUAGGGGCUUUGGUGACAGAACUUUUCAGUCAGAAAUGGCUGUAAUUAUGUUGCAGCUUCAGCAACACGGACAGCGCGAUAAACACUUUGAUGUUCUGUGGUGGUUGCUGCAGCAGGGAGGAGAGCGCGACAACGCAUGCUAGUCACAGUCAUUCGCUGUCUUUUUUAUUUUAACACAGCGCACAAAGUCUGAGCCCGGCACAAUCAAAUCAAUUGCUGUUCCCUCUAGUCAUUUGUGUGUCUUAAUUAUUUUUUCAAACCGUGUGCUUAAAGCAUCAGACAAGCUCAGUGAAAUAGUUGAUUUGAUUAAAACACAUAGGAUGUGUCAAUAUAUGGAAAAAUACACGUUUAACAAUGCCGACCAUUGGUCGAUUGGUCGAAAGAACAGAAUACUCUUGGUCGACCAAUAUUUUAUUUUGUUGGGGACAGCCCUAAAAUGGUUGCACUCUGGAGCCCUGAUAUCAAACCAGACCCUUCUACCAAACACUCCACAGUCAAAGCAGACAAAACAGUCCUUUCAUUGUCUCCCAUUUCUAUUCUAGUUAAUUUCCAUUAAUUCUUCUUUAUUCUUAAUCUUCCCUCCCCUUCCUCUUUGUCCCAGGUGCCGACCAUUCUGAACGCGUUACAGAGGAGCGUGCAGGCCGUGCUGGUGGGCAAGAUCCAGAUCCAGGACUGGUUCGGCAACGGCAUCAAGCGGGCGGCGCUGAUGAACAAGUGGGUACUGAAGGAGGUGACCGUCGAUGAGGAUGAGCACUGCCUGCUGCAGACCGACGGCUCUUUCCUCUACCUGCUCUGCAAGGAUGGCCUCUACAAAGUGGGCUCUGGCUACAGUGGCACCGUCAGGGUAGGUAGGGUGGGGUGAUGUGGGUGUCUACAUGAGCGAGAUAAUGUUUUUUCAAGUGUUAUUUAUUACACUGAUAUAGCAGUCAAUACAAACUGAAAUCCAGAAGCGAACAAUAUACACUACAUGGCCAAAAGUAUGUGGACACCAGCUCGUCAAGCAUAUCAUUCCAAAUUCAUGGGCAUUAAUAUAGAGUUGGUCUCCCCUUUGCUGUUAUAACAACCUCCACUCUUCUCCAAAUUAUCUGAGGCAAAUGAUCCAGUUACUGCCCAAGUUGCUCAAUAAGAGGAGACUCCAUUAGGGAUGUAACGAUUCACUGAUGCGCAUUGGUCCCCGGUUCAAAUGUUUAAUAAGAUAAGAUAAGAUAUGAAUGCGUCGGUUCGCGGGACCCCAAGCCAAUCCAAAUGUAGGCAUAUACCGGUACCGCUCGUCUUUUGGUGUUUGAGUCGUGUGGGGGCCUGCACGACUCCAACACCAGUAAGUUUGCUGAUGACACAACGGUGGUAGGACAGAUCACUGACGACGAUGAGACAGCCUAUAGGGAGGAGGUCAGAGACCUGGCAGUGUGGUUUCAGAACAACAACCUCUCCCUCAAUGUCCGCAAGACAAAGGAGCUGAUCGUGGACUGCAGGAAACGGAGUGCCGAGCACACUCCCAUUCACAUCGACAGGGCUGUAGUGGAGCUGGUCGAGAGCUUCAAUAUCCUCUGUGUCCACAUCACUAAGGAUAUAUCAUGGUCCACACGCACCAAGACAGUCGUGAAGGGUGCAUGGCAACGCCUCCUCCCCCUCAGGAGGCUGAAAAUAUUUGGCAUGUGCCCUCACAUCCUCAAAGUUUGACAGCUGCACCAUUGAGAGUAUCUUGACUGGCUGCAUCUUCGCUUGGUAUGGCAACUGCUUGGUACCCAACCACAAGGCACUACAGAGGGUAGUGCGUACAGCCCAGUACAUCACUGGGGCCGAGCUCCCUGCCAUCCAGGACCUUUAUACCAGGCGGUGUCAGAUGAAGGCCCUAAAAUUUGUUCAAGACUUCAGCCACCCAAGUCAGAGACUGUUUUCUCUGCUACCGCACGGAAAGCGGUACCGAUGAACCAAGUCUGGAACCAACAGGACCCUGAACAGCUUCUACCCCCAAGCCAUAAUAAUGCUAAAUAGUUAGUCUGGGCAGAGAUUUGAUUAACUAUUUAACUACAGUGAAUUCGGAAAUUAUUCAGACCUCUUGACUUUUUCCAUAUUUUGUUACGUUACAGCCUUACUCUAAAAUUGAUUAAAUAGUUUUUUCCCCUCAUCAAUCUACACACAAUACCCCAUAAUGACAAAGCAAAAACAUGUUUUUAGAGAUUUUAGCAAAUUUAUAAAAUAAAAAACAUAUUACAUUUACGGAAGUAUUCAGACCCUUUACUCAGUACUUUGUUGAAGCACCUUUGGCAGCAAUUACAGCCUCGACUCUUCUUGGGUAUGACACUACAAGAUUGGCACACCUGCAUUUGGGGAGUUUCUCCCAUUCGUCUCUGCAGAUCCUCUCAAGCUCUGUCAGGUUGGAUGGGGAGGGUCGCUGCACAGCUAUUUUCAGGUCUCUCCAGAGAUGUUCGAUCAGGUUCAAGUCCGGGCUCUGGCUGGGCCACUCAAGGACAUUCAGAGACUUGUCUCGAAGCCACUCCUGCGUUGUCUUGUGUGCUUAGGUCGUUGUCCUGUUGGAAGAUGCACCUUCGCCCCAGUCUGAGGUCCUGAGCGCUCUGGAGUAGGUUUUCAUCAAGGAUCUCUCUGUACUUUGCUCUGUUCAUCUUUCCCUCGAUCCUGACUAGUCUCCCAGUCCCUGCUGCUGAAAAACAUCCCCACAGUAUGAUUCUGCCACCACCAUGGGGCUUACAUUAGAUUUUAUUUUGAUUGUUCAGAUACACCAUCAUCAAUAGUUUUGGUAGUUUUGCUUGCAACGAUCAGUUUACUUAUCAUUUUUACUUAUGCAGAGUAAAGUUGUUAAUUUCAUAAUGAGGACAGCAAUCAGUUUUGCUACACACACUGCAUGGUCAAAGCGGGAGAAGAAGAGAAGCUCACUCAGUCCAUCAAAACCAUUCGAUUAUGAGACGGGGGGUGAAAUCCAAACUUGUGAUAUAUAUUAAUUGGCUAUGUCAUAGCAAAUCUUUUAAGAUAAAUAUUGAUACAUUACUAGCUGUAACACUUUUAAUCUCCCCCCUAACUGAUAGUGGGGUGGUAAAUGCCCAGUUACCUUUAUGGCUUAGCUCAGGUGCUUCCAUACACCAUAUACAUAAUUGGUCCUCUGUAGCUCAGCUGGUAGAGCACGGCGCUUGUAACGCCAAGGUAGUGGGUUCGAUCCCCGGGACCACCCAUACACAAAAAUGUAUGCACGCAUGACUGUAAGUCGCUUUGGAUAAAAGCGUCUGCUAAAUGGCAUAUUAUUAUUAUUAUUAUUAUAAUUUACACACACACACACACACAUUUUGUUCUUCUAUCCUCGUGGGGACCUUAAAUGAAUUUCCAUUCAAAAUCCUAUUUUCCCUAACCUUAUCACGUAAUCCCUAACCACUAAUCCCUAAGCUUAAAAUUGUUUUUGUCCUCAUGGGGAGGUGGGAAAUGUCCUCACGAGGGAGAUUUUUCAUUGUUUUACUAUCCUUGUGGGGACUUUGGGGAUUUUAGGUCCCCACAAGGAUGGAAGAACCAACACACACACAAAUUGCAUCGAUUCAUUCUUCUAAUCAAACUGAAUCGCACCGAAUCCUUUCAGACUAAAACGUAUUGUUCUUGUAUUGUAUCGGAACCCAUGGCUCUAGAUACAGUGCGUUCGGAAAGUAUUCAGAUCUUUUUCCACAUUUUGUUACGUUACAGCCUUAUUCUAAAAUUGAUUAAAUAUAUAUUUUUCCUUAUCAAUCUACACACAGUACCCCAUAAUGACAAAGCAAAAAACACAUUUUUGCAAAUUUAUUUAAAAUAAAAAUGGAUACCUUAUUUACCUAACUAUUCAGACCCUUUGCUAUGAGACUCGAAAUUGAGCUCAGGUGCAUCCUGUUUACAUUGAUAAUUCUUGAUGUUUCUACAAUUUGAUUGGAGUCCACCUGGGUAAAUUCAAUUGAUUGGACAUGAUUUGGAAAGGCAAACACCUGUCUAUAUAAGGUCACACAGUUGACAGUGCAUGUCAGAGCAAAAACCAAGCCAUGAGAUCGAAGGAAUUUUCUGUAGAGCUCCGAGACAGGAUUGUGUCGAGGCACAGAUCUGGAGAAGGGUACCAAAAAAUGUCUGCAGCAUUGAAGGUCCCCAAGAAAACCGUGGCCUCCAUCAUUCUUAAAUGGAAGAAGUUUAGACCCACCAAGCCAAACUGAGCAAUCGGGAGAGAAGGGCCUUGGUCAGGGAGGUGAGCAAGAAUCCGAUGGUCCCUCUGACAGAGCUCCAGAGUUCCUCUGUGGAGAUGGGAGAACGUUCCAGAAGAACAAUCAUCUCUGCAGCACUCCACCAAUCAGGCCUUUAUGGUAGAGUGGCCAGACGGAAGCCACUCCUCAGUAAAAGGCACAUGACAGCCUGCUUGGAGUUUGCCAAAAGGCACCUAAAGGACUCUGAGGUCUGGUCUGAUGAAACCAAGAUUUAAAUAUUUCGCCUGAAUGCCAAGCGUCACGUCUGGAGGAAACCUGGCACCAUCCCUACGGUGAAGCAUGGUGGUGGCAGCGUCAUGCUGUGGGGAUGUUUUUCAGCGGCAGGGACUAGGAGACUAGUCAGGAUCGAGGGAAAGAUGAACGGAGCAAAGUACAGAGAGAUCCUUGAUGAAAACCUGCUCAGGACCUCAGACUGGGGCGAAGGUUCACCUUCCAAUAGGACAACGACCCUAAGCACCAGCCAAGACAACGCAGGAGUGGCUUCGGGACAAGUCUCUGAAUGUCCUUGAGUGGCCCAGCCAGAGCCCGGACUUGAACCCGAUCGAACAUCUCUGAAGAGACCAUAAAAUAGCUGUGCAGCGACGCUCCCCAUCCAACCUGACAGAGCUUGAGAGGAUCUGCAGAGAAUAACUGGAUAAACUCCCCAAAUAUAGGUGUGCCAAGCUUGUAGCGUCAUACUCAAGAAGACUCAAGGCUGUAAUCCCUGUCGAAAGUGCUUGAAUAAAGUACUGAGUAAAGCGUCUGAAUACUUAUGUAAAUGUCAUAUUUACGUUUUCUUUAAAUACAUUUGCUAAAAAUUGUAAUAACGUGUUUUUUGUUUGUCAUUAUGGUGUAUUGUGUGUAGAUUGAUGAGGGGGAAAAAACGAUAUAAUCAAUUUUAGAAUAAGGAUGUAACGUAACAAAAUGUGGAAAAAGUCAAGGGGUCUGAGUACUUUCCGUAUGUGCUGUACGUAUCGAAUCAUCUUGAAAAGGAACGUUUGGCUGUGCGUUUGGGAUUGCUCUCUAACAUUGAAUCAGUGUGUGUGUGUGUGUAUUCCAGGGCCAUGUGUAUAAUUCCACAUCAUGCAUCAGGAAUCGGAUGGAGAAGAGAUCAUGGUUGGGCUUCGCUCAG
Molecule: messenger RNA, 24429 nt
Organism: Coregonus sp. 'balchen'
Lineage: Eukaryota; Metazoa; Chordata; Actinopteri; Salmoniformes; Salmonidae
Source: the annotation of a GenBank genome assembly